CAGAUAUAGGUUUGGCGGGAAAAUGGCCUCCAAUAAUGAUCCUGGGAUUCUGAAAGCAGCAGAGCAAAUCUGGGGAAUGCUGGACGCAAUGGCUGCCAAAGAUCCACAAGAGUACAAAAAGUUUGUGAAGAAGCAAAUGGAGGAAGGCAAAGAGUAUUUAACUUCUCCUGUUUUUGCUUUUUGUCUAAAAUGUCCUAAAACACGCCACAAAGGUAAAGAGUGCACACUGUAUAUUAAUGUGUGCAGUUGGAACAGAGUACCCUAUCCUCCAACUGAUAACGACCCUAUACCUGUUAAAGGUGGAACUCUACGUCAUCAUCUCAACGACAAAAGAAAAAGAACCCAAAAUUCUGAGCUCCUCUACGAAUUAGCUUUCAAUCCACGUGUAACUGAAGAAUGCUCAAAGGACUUGCUGAUGUUUGAAAUGCUUAAGAACCUUUCGUUAGAUUUCACUGAAGACACUCUGAGUGUUCAUACAAAUCGUGAGGCUGUUACUAAAUCUAAUGAGCCAGUUGGACCUUUGGAAGACUUUCAGUCAUCUUUGGACGAGAGCAUGAGCCAUUUGCUACCAAAGGAAAGUGAGAUUGGUGACUCACUUUUCGAGAAACUCUCACAGCUACAUGUAUCAACGUCCAGUGAAAAUAAACAAGUAUUUUUACCAGAAUUGAAACUAAAGCAAGAAAAUGAUAAUGAAGCAAAGAAGAAACCAUUGAUAGAAGAGAUCGCUAGUUCUGUUAGCAAAAAGACUGCAGUCAAGAGACCCCAUUAUAUACUGGAGAAUAAUAAUGGACUAUUGAGGAUUGAUAUACAAUUGAAUGGAGUGAAAUCUGCAACUGACAUUGACCUUGAAGUAUCAAAUUCUGAUCUAGAGCUUUCAGUUGAACAUAUGUAUCACUUAUCUCUACCAUUUCCAAACCCUGUCCAUGAGGAUACUCUUAAAGCUAAGUUUAACAAGCAAACCGGACAGCUAACAUUAACUGUGAAAAGAUCUUAAAUGAAAAUAUUUAUAAUUGUGGACAUGUGGUUGUGUACAGUGUGCAAAAUAUCAAUUUGUUAAAUGGUAUCCAAGCA
Messenger RNA from Amphimedon queenslandica, 1071 nucleotides. RefSeq names its product PIH1 domain-containing protein 2-like. Lineage: Eukaryota; Metazoa; Porifera; Demospongiae; Haplosclerida; Niphatidae. Gene Ontology annotation, cellular component: cytoplasm; R2TP complex; ribonucleoprotein complex. Gene Ontology annotation, biological process: box C/D snoRNP assembly; rRNA processing. The transcript is spliced from 3 exons. The coding region runs from base 23 to 994 and encodes 323 amino acids. The record is from RefSeq and is a predicted model, not a curated record.